AAAUUGAGCCAGGUCGAGCCGUGUGUUACGACCCUGCCAGGGUUCCUGAAAAAAAAAAAAAAAAAACUCAGUGUUGGUCUGUUUUUGGGGGUGAAAAUGGCGGCAUCAUUCAGAUGGAUACUACAGCUACACAAGGACGUACCAAAAGCAGCAAGAUUCUACUCAGAGGGCUUGGAUUUGACCAUUAAUGUGUGUACUCAUAGAUGGGCUGAGCUCCAAUCUGGCCCCCUCAAACUUGCUCUCAUGCAUUCAUCAAGUGACAUUGUUGUGCAGAAGGGAUACUCAUCCCUUCUGUCCUUUACAGUUGGUGAUAUAAACAACUCAGUGACCAAGCUAUUGGCCUUAGGUGCUGAGUUAGAUGGCCCCAUCAAGUAUGAAGUCCAUGGAAAGGUUGCUGCUUUGAGGUGUGUGGAUGGGCAUAUGUUGGGUCUUUAUGAGCCGUCCUAAGACCUCGAGACAACCACUUGCAGGUUAAUGAAAUUGCGACUUUGUUACCAAGGCGGGUUUUGUUAAAAGAGAGGCUUGAUUCUUGUUCAUGGAUGUGAAGCACAAAAAGAGAGACGAGAUAGUCAAUACAGUACCCAAUUGUUUUACAGCAAGAGACUGCCAUUUCAGUAGUUGAAUUGCUAUUGUAUUUAUUUUGAUGUUCCAUUCUGGUUACGACAACAACAUACCCAGUGUAAUCCCCCAAGUGAGGCUGUUCCAUUCUGGUUACUCUUAUGGAUUUCAAUUUCAUCCUUUUGUAGUACAGAUCCAUAUCCUGAUAUUAAAAAUCCUUCAUUCAAAUGAGUCUAUCAAGUAAUUUGGGUAGGUUCGAUAUCAAGCUUGUGUAAGGGGUUUCCCAUCACCAAUACAUUAUUUUCCUUAAAAGAAAAAGGAGGGAGACUAUUAAGUA
Molecule: messenger RNA, 895 nt
Organism: Lycium ferocissimum
Lineage: Eukaryota; Viridiplantae; Streptophyta; Magnoliopsida; Solanales; Solanaceae
Exons: 3
Source: RefSeq, a predicted model, not a curated record